AUGCUGAAUUGCAUUGGGAUUAAUCGUGUGGAUAAUUCGUCCGAGCUCGAACCCAGCUCGGACGACGGACGAGGCGAAAAAGUGAAGUUUCUAUGUUGUCACGCCAAUUCUCUGUCUGAGUAUGGUCCUUCUCGCUUCACGUUUGCUGUCAACUUUCGGCAGCUCGAGAGCCGUCGCUUAAGGCCUCACUCGGCCGCCACUGCUGGCCUCGCGAUGCGCAUCAUCGCCUCAUGGCCUUCUCUGGGGCAGAACUUUUGCCUAAUCUAA
Molecule: messenger RNA, 267 nt
Organism: Protopolystoma xenopodis
Lineage: Eukaryota; Metazoa; Platyhelminthes; Monogenea; Polystomatidea; Polystomatidae
Source: the annotation of a GenBank genome assembly